AUGGGCGGCAUGGCGGCCAUGGGCUGGUCAAUGGCCGCGGCCAUCGGCGUGAAACUGGGCCGCCCCGACCAUCUGGUGUUCAACGUGCUGGGAGACGCCUCUUUCGGCAUGGUUGGCAUGGAACUGGAAACCGCCGUCCGGAUGAAGCUUCCGACGCUAACUGUGGUGCUGAACAAUGGCGGCACUGGCGGAGGGCUGAUGGCCAUGGCCCGCGAGAAUGCCGCGCCGCCUCCAAUGGCCGAGUUGGGCGGUAAUUUCUCCAUGGUCGCUCAGGGCCUUGGCGCUUACUCCGAGCGAGUUGAAGACCCGGCAGAGCUGCAGGACGCCUUCCGCCGCGCCAUUGCUGCCACCGAGAACGGCCAGGCCGCUCUGGUGGAAGUCACAAUCCGCCCCAUGCCGACGCCGGAGACGCCCGAGGACUGGACGCUGUAG
Geodia barretti is the source of this 432-nucleotide messenger RNA. NCBI's taxonomy places the organism in Eukaryota, Metazoa, Porifera, Demospongiae, Tetractinellida, Geodiidae. The record is from the annotation of a GenBank genome assembly.